AUGAAUUUAUUCAAGUUUAAUAAUAAUAAUAAUACAAAAUCAUCAGCAGCCAGCACAAAAUCCUCUGUCACGGCUACCACAGUUGACCUUGGACCCAUGACUCAAGAACCCAUUCUCACUCCGCCUACAGACUAUCAACCUGUAUUGAACGACCCAUUAGAUGAAGAACAAAAGAAGAAAGUACAUGCAUUGAUGGAGUAUGUGGAAGGUAUCAUGCUCCCGAAAGAACAUGAGUAUUAUCCCAAUGAAAAAGGAUUUCUGACGGAAGCAACGGCCAAUCGCUAUCUUCGAGCCAGAAAGUGGGACUUGGAGGCAGCCAAGGCAAUGUUGGAGAAUUCGAUAAAGUGGAGAAGAGAGUUCAGGCCCGAUCAAUUGGAUCCAGAGAUGAUUCGACCAGAGGCAGAAACUGGUAAAAUGUAUUACAAUGGUUAUGACAAGACGGGUAAACCAUUGUGGAUCAUGAAGCCUAGAAAUGAAAAUUCCAAAGAUUCGGAUAGACAGAUUAGGCAUGUUGUAUUCAAUUUAGAACGAGGUAUCCGAUUGAUGCCUCCACAAGUAGAAAAGGUGUCUAUCGUAGUAGACUUUAAAGGAUCAUCCAUUACCAGUAAUCCAAGCGCAAGCACGUGUAAAAAGUUUAUAGAUAUCUUAGCAAACCAUUACCCUGAAAGAUUAGGCGUGGCAUUUUUUGUAAAUUCUCCAUGGUUUUUCUUGACUACAUUCAAAAUGGUUGCUCCCUUUAUGGAUCCUGUCACAAGAAAUAAAAUCAAAUUUAUAGAUGAAGACACUAAUAAGAACAGCCAAGAUGUCAUUUGUAUGGAAGACUGUAUUUCAUCUGAUCAAAUAGAGGCAAGCUUGGGUGGAAAAUUCAACUUUAACUUUGAUAUUGAUACCUAUUGGGAUGCACUUUUAAAAAGAACUGAUAAAGAGGUUAUUGAAUACUUGUAA
Molecule: messenger RNA, 945 nt
Organism: Rhizopus microsporus ATCC 52813
Lineage: Eukaryota; Fungi; Mucoromycota; Mucoromycetes; Mucorales; Rhizopodaceae
Product: CRAL/TRIO domain-containing protein
Exons: 4
Coding region: 1-945 (314 amino acids)
Molecular function (GO): phosphatidylinositol transfer activity
Source: RefSeq, a predicted model, not a curated record